UAGUCGGACGUGGUUGCUUAGAUACAGUUGCAGCUGCAGGGUAUGUUCCUACAAAAUAAAGCAAGCCUUUAGUUUCACAGGUACCUGAAAAUUUUCGAAUGAUGGAUGAAGGAAGGGAGUUGUCAAUGACAAUUGCACAGGUGGUCCAGAAAUUGAAGGGGACCCAUUUACAUUCCCAACUAGAGAGACAGGCCAAAGAGUGUUUGCACAAGCCAGAAAUUAAACUUGAAUGUCUAAAAGAUGAUGUACGGGAUUUCCUAAGAAACUCAGGAUGGGAAAAGAAGUUACAGAAUGCUGUUUAUCGUGAGUUACAUGUGCUUCCUCCUCCUAGCCACCCAGCUGCACCUCCAGAGCAUAUUAAGGAACCACUGGCAUAUAUGAGAAAGGCACAGGCGAGCUGGGAAAAGCGUAUCCUCAAGAGUUUGAACAGCAUGUGCACUGAGUUAGGCGUCCCAUUGGCUCGAAAGAGGCCUGUAAGUGAGCAAAAAGAACUAUUAAGCAAGUGGAAUGAAAUGGGAACUGAUGAGCCAGAUUUAAGUCAUUUUAGGCCUGUUUAUGCUCCUAAAGAUUUUCUAGAGGUGCUUAUCAGCCUCCGAAAUCCAAACUGCGAUAAUAGUGAUCAGGCUAACUCCAAAAGUCACUGGAGUUUGAUCCAGGUUCCACUGAAUGUUAAAGAUAUCCCAGAGCUGAGAGAAGCCUUCACAGAAUUGGAUCUGACAAGUGGGCAGCUGGGGAUUGAUGACCACACCAAUGUGCUUCCAGAUAUGUUUGAAAGUGAACACUUUAGUAUUGGAAAGAAAGUUCUAAUAGAGCAAGACAGUGCUGCAGCUGAGCAGUACAGUCGACAGGGCUGCCCCACAGGCCUGCGAGCAGAACUUUGGGCAUUGAUUCUCAAUGUUACCAAUGAGCCAGAGGAUAUAAUGUAUUAUGAGCAAUUGAAAUCUGGUGUCGUCCAUCAUGACCUUUUAGUUGACAACCUAAUAUACAAGGAUGUUAAACUGACAGCCAGUAACGAUGAUUACUAUUUUGUGUUUGAAGAUUACUUAUAUCAGGUAUUACUUUGCUUUUCACGAGACACCAUGGUUUUGGAACAUUUUAGUUACAACAGUGCCACUCCACCCAAAUCCUACAUACGAGGGAGGCUGGGUGUAGAAGAAUAUGCUGUAGUUUACCCUCCAAAUGGUGUCAUUCCAUUUCAUGGAUUUUCCAUGUAUGUUGCCCCGCUCUGUUUUCUUUACAAUGAGCCUUCCAAGCUUUACAGUAUUUUCCGAGAGAUGUAUGUGCGCUAUUUCUUCAGGCUUCAUUCUAUUUCCUCGUCUUCUUCGGGUAUUGUGUCGUUGUGCCUGCAGUUUGAAACCCUUCUCCAGACACAUCUCCCACAGCUUUUCUAUCACCUGCGUGAAAUUGGAGCACAGCCGUUGCGCAUUGCUUUUAAAUGGAUGGUACGGGCAUUUUCAGGAUAUCUGGCUACUGAUCAGCUUUUGCUCCUGUGGGACAGAAUUCUUGGAUAUAACUCACUAGAAAUUCUUGCAGUACUGGCAGCUGCUGUGUUUGCUUUCCGCGCAGAGAAUCUGAUGGAGGUGACAUCACUGGCUGCAGCUGAAGCUGUGCUUGCUGACCUUUCAACUCUAAAGGUCAUGCCUCUCCUUCAGAUCUUCCUCUUUGCUACUGUCAUCUGAGCAGUUCUCAAGAAUCUUGUGCCAUAUAGCCACUGCUUUGCCAAUGCAAAUGAUCAUGGACUAUGAAAAUCCUGCAUGGAAUAUGUCAAUAUAUGCAUGUUCUCCUGUGUGUUAUGUUUCCAAUGUAUAUUCUUUUUAUCUAACUUUGUAAUAAAAGCUUAGUGCCUAAAUAUA
Molecule: messenger RNA, 1853 nt
Organism: Lepisosteus oculatus (spotted gar)
Lineage: Eukaryota; Metazoa; Chordata; Actinopteri; Semionotiformes; Lepisosteidae
Gene: tbc1d19
Product: TBC1 domain family, member 19
Source: RefSeq, a predicted model, not a curated record